AUAAGAAGAAGCAUUAUUGUUGUAGUAUUUGUACGCCGAGUGUUUAUCGUAUAAUGUGUCGUCGUGGUCAAAUAUUUUUUUGUGCAUUUCUUAUUAGUGGUUGGUGUGCUUUAACAUCUGCUGAGUUGUCUCCGGCUGAAAGUAAUAAUACGAAUUGUAAUGAUGUCGGUGACUGUCCAUCAAUAGGCACAGAUUGCAAGGAAAAAUGCGGUUGUGAUCAAAAUAUCCCAACUACUUUUAAUAAAACUACCCAGGAAUGUACAAUAAACGUACAAUUGUUAAUCCUGUCAUUAAAGGAGAAAUAUAAUACGGAAGCUAAAAUUCGAGCGGAGGCUGAUAGACUAUUUAAAGGCGUUGUAGUUGCCGCCUUUCUUUUCAUUGCGUGUGCCAGCGUCUGCACUUUAAUUGCGUGCAUUUAUUGUUGCAGAAUUAAUUACACAGAUUAUCAACUGAAGAAAAGUAUCAAAGUGCUGGCGAAGAAGACGGGAAAAAAGUCUCAAAUAAUCAAACCCGCCAAGGUCCCCACAGAACAAGUGGCACAGAGUUGCAAUGUUGUUGUAGAAGAUGCCGGUAUAUUCUGUGUUUAAAACGAAUAUUUGUUUGCAUUUCCUAUUAUGAUUGGAACUACUUUACGAUUGUUUAAAUAAUACGUUAAAAAAAAAAAUGUUUUGUGUGAUAAAAAUGUUUUAAACAAACGGAACGUUUUUAAUUCAUGGCAACCCGAAAUCUGACAGAUGAACUUCAGUCCCCAUUCAUUCAUUGUUUUGAGUUUGACAUUUACGACUGACGACUAAUAUUUCUACGUCCAUUCAUGACUUCUGUACUUAAUAAUUAUAAACAAGAGAGAAAUUUGUAUAUUACUAAUCCUGAAUUUAAUAAGCACGGUUUCAAACAGUUGCCAAAAUCCUCAAUCACUCAUAUUCUUAUGGUUAGCGUAAGUAUAAACUCUUAAUUACCUUGUAUUGAUUUAUUGUUUACUAUAAACAAAUCCAAUCAAACGCGUUCAUUUGUUUUUGUUAUUUUCAGUUGGAUCUUCAGCAACAGGUCAUAUAAUAUGAUAGAAAUUAGCUUAACAGAGUAUAUUAUCAUGACUUUUGGUGUUUUUCUAAUUUUGGCGUUGUUGUGCUGCCUUUGCUGCAUAUCUAUGAAGAUAAGUGACCUCCGGAUGAAGAGCUACAUAUUAGAAAUGGCGAGCCAGAAAGGCAUAGAGGUAGACCUAGACAAAAUAGAACCCAAAUACGCCUUACAGUCUUCACUUUCAAAUGAGAACUGCACAAUAAUUGUACCAGAUGUUGUUGUAGUCCUUUAGCUUAUGAUUUGACAAUGGAAAGGGCGUUUGGCCCUUCAGUAUGUUAAGCUGAGAUGCUCCAAGCGGUUAAGUGGAUGCUCCAAGCAGUUAAGUGAGGCAAGUGCGGUAGUCACUUUGAUGUACAGAAUAUAGAGGUAUUUGUACAAACUUUACAACCAUGACAGGUGCGAGAACAAGAAGAUUUGAGGAGAAUAGUGUGGGAAUGCUGUUGGGACAGUAUCCUACAUCUCCAACUCCAAGGAAUUCGGCCAAUGAAUGCAACAAGCGAUCUACAGUAUGCCUGUUCUUGGCUGUUCUUAUACUACAACUACAUGACAGGUACAAGAGUAUGUGCUAUGACAGAGAGAAGGAAGGUAUAAAUGUAGAUUAAUUUCUUGCCAAAAAUUGGAUAUGCUAAUAGCAUUGUCUUAUGGUAAUGCUAUUAAUUAUCUGUUCUGUGCCAAAGGAUUUGAGUAAGUACAUGAAAUGUACAUACAUUCAAGAGUAGUAUAAAGUUUUUAUAUAAAAUGGUAGGGGAACCUUUUAUAGCGAUCCUUAAUGCUCUUGACUACUUUAGAUUAGUGAAAGAUUUAUGCUGUCAAGUAGAAAGACUGGAAUUUUAGUGCUUAUAAGCUGAUACACACACAUACACUGAUUGACAUUGACAGGCUGAUAAAAUCCCUUUUUAGAUCUGCAUAAAUGUUUUGAAU
This is a messenger RNA of Cydia splendana, 1998 nucleotides long. RefSeq lists its product as uncharacterized. The record is from RefSeq and is a predicted model, not a curated record. The transcript has 7 exons. Bases 54 to 587 code for a protein of 177 amino acids. NCBI's taxonomy places the organism in Eukaryota, Metazoa, Arthropoda, Insecta, Lepidoptera, Tortricidae.